AUGGGGCUUGAUAGCCAGACCCCCAGCCCUCCCACCGGAGACCUGAAGGUUCAGCAGGUGCACACCUACCUGAGGCUGGAGCCCAAGCUGCUGGGGGCCAUUCAGCUUCUCAUUGGUGUGCUGACCCUGUGCCUGAGCUCCAACCUGCUGCAGAUCCGGGAGCUGCACUUCCGCACUGACAUCGUAAUCCUGCUGCUCAUCUCUCUGGAGAUAAUUGUUUCCGGGUCCAUUUUGAUAGUUACAGGACUGAAACCUACUCUUCUAUGGUUGAAGUCGAUGCUGGGGGUUCACCUGGUGAGCUUGGCCUUCACGACAGCUGCCCUGGGACUCCUCUCCAAAAACCUCCCCUUCCGCCAGCUGUCCUAUCACUGUGAGCACUGCCGACGCUUUGAGAUCUUUUCUGUGGUGAGUUCAGAUGACACUGUGGACCGGGGGACGAGAAUUGCAGUCACUAGAAUAGAGUUUUAUAAUGCUGAGUUUAGAGGAAGCCAGGUGCUUAUAGACGGUAUCCUGGGUACUCUGGUGCUGUUCCUGAUUGUGGAGUUUGUCAUCUGCAUCGUCUGCAUUCUCUUCGGCCUCAGCGUCCUUGGGGAGCUGGAUAUUCAGCUCCCUGGUGUUCCUCAGAUACUGACCACUCCUCCUGCCCAGGCGCAGCCAGUCACAGCGACUCCAACUCAGACGCCCCAGGUUUCCGUGGUUGUGACUGAGCCUACGCCAGAAGCUGUGCCCACCCCUUCACCAGAGCCCGUGCCUGAGCCCGUACGGCCAGUCGUAUUACCACAGCUCAUACAAGAGGUCCCACCACCACAGCCAGCGGAGGUCACAACGCCACAGAUCAUCCCUGUGGAGCCCCAGGAGGUCGUCGCCGUGGAGCCUCAAGUGGUGCCACUGGAGCCACCACGGCCUGCUGCGUCUAUGGUGCCAAGGGUCGUAUCUAUGGAGCCACAGGUCGUAUCUAUGGAGCCACAGGUAGUCCCUCUGGAGCUCAACAUGUCUCUGGAACCGCAGGUGGUACCUUUGGAACCCCAGGCUGCUUCCAUGGAACCCCAGGUCAUGCCCUUGGAGUUUGAGCCACAAGUUGAGCCCUUGUAA
Messenger RNA from Engraulis encrasicolus (European anchovy), 1092 nucleotides. RefSeq lists its product as uncharacterized. The coding region runs from base 1 to 1092 and encodes 363 amino acids. Gene Ontology annotation, cellular component: membrane. The record is from RefSeq and is a predicted model, not a curated record. Lineage: Eukaryota; Metazoa; Chordata; Actinopteri; Clupeiformes; Engraulidae. The transcript is spliced from 7 exons.